This is a messenger RNA of Nomia melanderi (Alkali bee), 2831 nucleotides long. RefSeq lists its product as uncharacterized. The record is from RefSeq and is a predicted model, not a curated record. Lineage: Eukaryota; Metazoa; Arthropoda; Insecta; Hymenoptera; Halictidae.
GUAGAGAAAUGAUCAUUAUGUAUAGUGACACUAAUAGGGGAAACAAAAGACUGUUGAUUUUAUUCCAUAUGGAAUCCUAUCGAAUCGAAAUUUCACUAAAUUAUAUCCGACUAAAUUAAAUCUCGAUGAAUCUAGAACGAUCUUAAAAAUCAAUAUUUGCUUUGUUUAUGUUAUACAUUUUGUCCUUGCGAACGAGUAAGAUGAUCAUUUAAAAAAAUAAACAUGUCAGUUCGAAGUAGUGAUCUUCACGUGGGUCGUUUUGAAACUCGGACAGCAAGUCGUCUUUAGAAAGGACGGAAAAAUCGUGACACGAAAAAUAUAAAUAAAUGUUGAAUCUGUAAAAUUUAUACAUUUUUUCAACAUUAGAUCGUCAUAAUCUCUUCAUUUACGCAAUAUUUGUUCGUGUAGUGUCAAGAUCGAUAUCAAUAUGAUGAAACGAAAGAGACCAUCAAAAGUACCGUUACAAGCUAUUGAAAACAAAAAUGUUAACAAUGCCGACACAACUGACAACAUGUCCAUUAGAAAGAACAAAAAAUGUAAAUUAUCACAGCAAUACCAAAAACAAAGUACAAAACGAAUAUUAGAACUAAAAGAUACAAAGAAAUCUCAGCAAAAUUCUGAAAAUUUGAAUGUGCCUUCGAAACAGAAUGUGGAAAUGUAUGAUUACCGAAUUGAACAAUUAAAUUUAAUCUCAAAACAACUCUUACAUUGCCCAACACUUACACAAGAUGAAUUAAGAAUACUGUUUACGAAAUACAAGUAUGAUGGUCAUUAUAAACCAAAUAAAAGUUUGCCUCCAUUUGAAAGCCUUUCAAAGAACAAAUGGGACACACUUAACAAUAUAAAUUGCAGUUUACAAACACAGCAGAGCUUAGAAUGUAAUUCAUACGAACAACAAGAAAUUAAUUCAGAAAAAACGAUCAAUAGAAGUGAUGAUAAAUACCACUGUAUUCAAUCAAGUUGUAUAGACAUUAAAAACUAUAAUCAUACACUUACAGAUUGUGAUACACAAUCAUUCGGUAACAGAAACAUAUUCAACAAUACACAAAACAUUGAUGAAUCAAGAUCAAACUUUUGCAUUAAUGAAAUAUCCAAUAUACAAGGAGAUUAUUUUCCAAGAAAUAUGGCAAAUACAGAAAAUAUUUAUCCAGAAGAACAACGUAGUUACCAAUAUGAAAAUUUUGUAGACAUCACUGAGAAUUCACAGCAGAGUGAAAACUAUCCUCCAAUACAUUUUGAUGUACCACAGAAUCCAAAUAUGUAUACUGAUUUUCAUGUACAAAAGUGGGAUAACAGUAUGUCUUUAACAGAAGGAAAUAAUAAUUAUCAAGUAAGUCAAAGUGAACAUUUAAUUCAUGUUCCUGAAAUCAUUAAGUUGGAAUGGUAUUACAGUACAAAAAAUGCAGAAGAACAAAAUAUUUUCAAUACAAAUGUCCAUGAAACUGUAUACCCUGUGAUGAAUAAUGAUUAUGAUACUAUUAAUAAUAGUACCCACAUUAAACAGAAUUUUUAUGCUAACUCUUCACAUUUAUCUUCUGUAUCAGAUAAUUCUAUUCCCGACAUAAAUUCACUUCUUUCAUCUUCUACAAGUAUUGUUGAUUAAUAUAUUUAAGGCAUCUUAGUAUUGUAACUAUUUAACAUUUGUAAUUUGAGUUUAUAUCAAAUUCGUAUUUUGUAUUGAGCUUUUAUUCUUUUAAGGUUUUCACAAAAGGUGAAAAAUGAUAAUAUUAAUUAAAAUAAGUUUAUCAUAUCUGUCUGUAUAAAAUAUUUACUAUACAUUAAUAUACAGCUUUAUAGUAAAGAUGUGGCACAAAAAAUAUAAGUAUAUACAUAAAUUUAAUCUUUUCUUUUAGCAAACUUUAAAAAUAUUUUAAUAUACAUUUUUAAUACAAAACAAAUGAACAUGUGUAUGUAAAAGGUGCUGUACACAAUUACAUGUUUUAGUUUAUAAAUAUAUUAGUUAACAUUCUCAUAAAAAUUAUCUUCUAACUGUAAAAUUAUUUAUGACAGAUAAAAAGUGCAGCUGAUCAUGAUUAUGAAAACAGAUUUGUCAGUCUAUAAUUUUUACUUGUAAAUACCGCAUAAUAUAAUAUACUUAAAAUUUUGAACUAGAAUUUAGGUAAAUAUAAAAUAUCUGCUAUUAUGUACUUAUAAAAAGUAUGUUUUUCAACAUAAAAAUGUAUAUUCUGUUGCGGUAAACUGUCAGUGUGUUUUAAGUCUUGUACAUAUAUUUGAACCAAACCAUGGUCCCUCAUAAACUUUUUAUCAGAAUAACAAUAUUUAUGAUACUUUCUUUUGUAUUUAAAUAUAACAAGGCAUUCUCAUUUUUAUAAAUUAGUGACUGCAUUCUUAGCGUAAAAUGCAUUAAGUAAAAAAGGUAUUGUAAAAGAAAAUAUUAUCAGACAUGUCUUUCUAAAUAACUAUAAACAUAAAUAUCACAAUACUAAUAAUGUAAUUCACGUAGAAAGGGAUGGAUUAUUACUGUAUGCAAGUACCAUUCUUCUGUUUCAUAACACCCCUGUAUCUUUUAUCUUCAAUGUUAGAAAAAUUCUGUUUUUAAACAUGUUAAUUUUGUUACGAUUUAAAUCAUCGCAUUAUUAGCGAAGAAUGUACGUCUGUAUAAGUUAAAAAUAAAAAAAAAUAUAUUCUUACAAAUUAUAAAGGAGUUAUGUUUGUAUGGUCCUUUACGGUUUUGCGAUAACCGGAAAAAUCCGAUACUAAAUCAAUUUCGUCUAUAUCCUCACCGAGAAGUCGACCCUCAAUGUCGUCUUUUGAUCUUCUGAAUAACCUGUAAUUGAAUUUUUGUAUAAAAGAAGUCAUUAAAAUAAUUG